Saprolegnia parasitica CBS 223.65 is the source of this 204-nucleotide messenger RNA. RefSeq lists its product as hypothetical. Bases 1 to 204 code for a protein of 67 amino acids. Lineage: Eukaryota; Oomycota; Saprolegniomycetes; Saprolegniales; Saprolegniaceae. The transcript is spliced from 2 exons. The record is from RefSeq and is a predicted model, not a curated record.
AUGUACGCUCUCCUCCUCCAGCACAACCAGGCGGUCCAGGAGGCGCGGCACCGCGAGGAGGCGCGUCGUCGCGCCGUCAACAGCAUUCGUCUCAAGCGCCUUCUGCGACGCUUGGUGCGCGACCAGCGCGUUGCCCGCGCCCACUCGCUGCCGCUCUUUGAUGACGGCGACGCGUGCGACGCGUUAAAGUCGAUGCCUCGCUAA